Molecule: messenger RNA, 1375 nt
Organism: Ceraceosorus guamensis
Lineage: Eukaryota; Fungi; Basidiomycota; Exobasidiomycetes; Ceraceosorales; Ceraceosoraceae
Exons: 1
Coding region: 290-1276 (328 amino acids)
Source: RefSeq, a predicted model, not a curated record
GCGGGAAGGCAACGCAAAAGCUCGUCACGUGGGAGCGCACAGCAGCUCAGCUCAACUCGUGACUCUGCAAGUCGAUCUUGAUUCGUGAUUCUCUUCGAGCCAUGAAAUCGAGAGUGGACAUCGAUGCCGCUCACAUUAAGACACUUCCCAUCAAGGCGCACCAAGUGGUGAUCAUCAUCACCCCCUUACAUGGAAAACGCGCACACAUUUUCGCAAUUUCCUUCGUCGCGCCAAACUCAUCGUGCGCGUGCUGCCAAGCCCGGGAGGCAUCUGAAAGUGAUCAACAGCCAUGGCGGCUUCCACGAGAAAAUUGGCCACCUUCGCCACAGGGUCCACUCCGAGACUGGUCGCUGCGCGCAGUGUUAGGGUGUUCCCAAGCUCAGAACCCACUUCGAGGCCGUCACGCACCCCAGUCAAUCUAGCGUGCUCAGGUAGGGUUGCACGCGCCACUGCAUCAGGGCCCGGGAAGCUGCUUCAAACCCACUCACCUUCGGCAGCCCCUUUGCUGCCCCUGACCUUUGCACCAAGCAAUGUCCACAGAGACGAUCCGCCAUUCUUCACAUCUCCACAGCACCCUCCUGCGGGUCCGAUCAGUCCGGAGGAGUACCGACUCCGAUUGGGCAGGGCACUCGACCUCUUACGCGCUACUUUGCCAGACUUAUUGCGGAUAGGCAUAGCAGACUACGACCACUCGAGCGCGAGUCAAGCGGAAAGAUCAGCAGCUUUAGGUCCCGUCUUUAGCAACAACAUUCAUUUCCGCUUCUUGCCUUCACCCGAGCACGACGAUGAGCCAGGCUCCGCCGCAGAUGCAGCAGCUGCUGCUGCGAACCUCGGUUUCAGCGGUAGAGGGCUAUACUUGGCCAGCGCCCAUGUUCUUCGACACGCUCUAAGCGCAAUCUUCGCCGAGGGCAGAGUUGAUCUGGAGAGAAUCAAGCUUGUGGACGGGAGCGGGAAACCUUGCUCGGCUGCGAUGGCAAGUCUGCCGGCAGCAGUCGCUCAGCACGACUCGAGCUCGAACGCCACCAAGCAAGCGUCCACUACCAAGCAUGCUAUUCUGGCGCGGAUCACCUACUCUGGCAAACUCAGGGUCACUGGACAACCGCAAUCGUACACGCUUCGGUUCCGCUACGAGUUCGAUCAUCUGGGUCAAAUCAACUUGCACGUGGUUGAACGCAUCGAGCCCGCUGUUGGCCGAAAAGUGAGUAGGACAGCCCGCUUCGGCGCAAUCGCGCACGGGACACGACGGGGUCGCGAGCAGGGCGACGCGGCGUGCUGAUAGUGCUGCUUUCUUCUUUGCAGCUGUGGGCAGGUCUGACUCAUGCAUUCAUGCGGUUAGCCGGUUUAGCACCGCCCAACCCUCAUCCAGUGCCCUCAC